AUGGAAUUUUGGGCUUGUUCAAUUUUGUUCAUAUUUUCUAUUGCUUUUUUAUGUUUAGUUUCCAACCCUCUGCGUGCCUUUGCCUACAAUCCAGACCACAUAGGUGGCAUUACUCCCCCCUACUUGACCUAUUUGAAAUCUGAUUAUUUGCCCUGCGCUGGAGUCCUGAUCCACCCUCUUUGGGUCAUCACAGCUGCACACUGCAAUUUACCGAGAGUACGGGUUAUCGUGGGAAUCUCAAACCCAAGCGACCCCAGUGAAAAGGAUGUGCAACUGUUUAGCUCUGAUAAUAUGAUCCACCAUCCACAAUUCUCAGUCUCAUCCAUUGAGUAUGACCUCAUGCUAAUUAAGCUGAAAAGGCCUGUUAAACUCAGUCGUUAUGUGCAGGUGGUCAACCUGCCCCAGCGAGUUGCGACGGAGGGUACCAUGUGCAGUGUCUCCACCUGGGGCUACAACUUAUGCGAUCUCUCCAAGGACCCUGACACACUACAAACUGUGAACAUCUCUGUAAUCUCCCAGGCUGAGUGUCAAAAUGCCUACACAGCUUAUGAUAUCCAAGAUAAUAUGAUCUGUGUGGGCAUCGUGCCAGGAAGACGGCUGCCUUGCAAGGAGGUCUCAGCUGCCCCAGCCGUCUGCAAUGGGGUACUCUACGGAAUCCUGACGUUCGCAGAUGGGUGCGUCUUAAGGGCCGACGUUGGCAUCUAUGCGAGUAUCUUCCACUACCUACCCUGGAUCCAUGAAACAAUAAUGAAUAACUGA
This is a messenger RNA of Jaculus jaculus (lesser Egyptian jerboa), 759 nucleotides long. Its product is annotated as putative inactive serine protease 58. The coding region runs from base 1 to 759 and encodes 252 amino acids. Lineage: Eukaryota; Metazoa; Chordata; Mammalia; Rodentia; Dipodidae. Gene Ontology annotation, molecular function: serine-type endopeptidase activity. Gene Ontology annotation, biological process: proteolysis. The record is from RefSeq and is a predicted model, not a curated record. The transcript has 5 exons.